AUUAUUAUUCCUCUUUUUCUUCUUUUAAUUGUUUGUGUUACUGUGAACCCUAAAUUUAAAUUCUCUCGAGUUUUACGCUUCUUUGACUCAAUUUGACUUAUACUGAUUAUUCUUAGCUGUGUUUUAUCUUUCAGUUUUUGUUUCUGAAUUAUGCGUUUAUUGUUGAUGUGGAUUUGUUUAUGUGAAUUUUGGUUCUAUUUUUGGGUUGAGAAAUUUGAUAUAAAAUUCAAGUAUUUGAGGAAAUUUUAGGAAUUUAGGAGAUGUGUUUGUUGUUUGUUUCUGUUUGUGAAUUUUGGAUAGCCUUUAUGCCUAUUUUAUAUCCCUUUCCCUUAUUCAAAGGGUGGGGAGGAUGAAAUUGUGGUUCCGGUUUGGGCGUGGCGGCUAUUUCGACGAAGCUGGAUGUUUCUUUUUGCUUAAUUUUUUGGUUGGGGAAAAUGUAGGAGAGGGGAGGGAAGAGAUUAGUUUAAACCUCCAAAAUAGGGCUUAAAAUACCUCUCAUUCAUCCAUUUGGCGUGCUCUUGAAUCUUAUAUUCUCGUUAAACAACUUUGUUGAUCUUAGCGAUCUUCUGUGGGAUUUCACUGUCAUCCUACUCAAGUCCAAUCUUAUAUGAGAUCCGGCUCACCCACGGGUAGCAAGCUCGUAACGUCAGUUGCAAAGUUAGCCCAGAAUUUUGGGUGAUACUCAUAGCUACGUGGCUUGUAGCUUGUAAGUCCAAGUGAGUGGAUAAAAUCGCAUGGUGCUUCCCAAAAAUAGAGUUCAGUAGGUCAUUGUUGUUAAUAGGAGUAAUAUUUUCUGAUCAUAUCCUAUCUUAGCUGUGAUCAUAUAAUGAUCAUAUACAUGAUACAAUGUGAAUAGUGCUGGUUGUAAUGGUGAUGGUGAUACUCUUAGUCGUCAUCAUAUCCUAUCUGCAGGGGAUAAAUGCAAUGGGGCUGUUUCAAGUUUUCUUAGACAUUUUAUCCUUUCAUGUCUUGAAAGCCUAUUUUUGUUUCAUUCAAAAGUUUGAGAACAGAUAAUGAUAAAAACAUCUAUUGUAUAGUUGGAAUAUUGAAUAGUACAAUAGUUUUUACAACUAUUUUUGAACAAGUAGAAAUCUAUCUGACUCCUAAAAGGACUUAAACGUCUUUUUUUAAGAGUUUUCUUGUAACUAUGUUCUGACAGCUCAAUGCGCACUAACCAUAGAGGCUGAGGGGUAACUUAAGCCUGGAUUUAAUGCAGAGCCUGCCUUUAAUUUAAUGCUUUUAGUUGGCAUGUAGCACCGACACCUCUGAAAAAAGAUGUGUCUGUGUCAGUGUUGAACACCUUCACCGACACUUGUGAUUACGUUUAAUUUUUUUUUCUUUUCAAAUUAUUACCGGUGUCGCCGUGUCAGUGUCAUAGGUUGGCGUAGGUGGAACGAAAGUUUUUUACAAUAAUAUUUAAACAAUAAGCCGGUUACGGUGCAAGAAGUAAUUUGUUUUCCUCCUGUUUAUCACUUUUACGACUGGCGUGCGAGUUGAAUUUGCUGAUUGAUGGCCUUUCGUUGGGACAAGCAUCUGAAAAUAACAGAUGGUAGAUCCCCAGGCCAGGAAUCAAUCGGGUCUGGGACAAAGAGGUCCAGUGCGUCAUCUGGUGGUAGGUCUAGGAAUCAGAAGGAGUUCUUCUAUAAAUUUGUUGAAAGUGAGAGUCUGAAUGAAAAACUUGUAGAUUGGUUUGAAUCUGUAACAGAAAAAUAUACAUCGAAACAGCAAGCAUUUGAUGUUCCAUUUGAGUUGAUCGAACUUCAAAAGUUUGAUUAUGCAUUAGAGGGGAUUCCAUUUCAGCAGCUAACACGCAUGCCUAAUGCUGUUCAUGCUUCUACAUCUGAAGCUGUAGAAGCAACAUCUUGUCUUGCUAUUGAAGAUUUUCUACAUGCUAGUAUGAAGGGUUUGUGGGAGGCAUUUUGGAGUCAAGAUGAGCCUAUGCCUUUUUCUGCGGCUUGUCUGUAUAAUGCUAACAUGAAAUUUUAUCAGGCGGAAAAUGCUAUUGCUAAUGGAAGGCUUGGAGGACUUUGUGGCACUGGUAUAUUGCUUAAUAAUUCUAGACAUCCUCAUGGGAAAUGGGAUCAUCUCCUUGAAUUAACACUUCUAAGAACCGAUAUCAGAGGUCUAGCCGUUGGCAGUGACCGCCAGCCUUCUUUACCAGUUCUAGGCGAAGCUCUAUUUUAUGCUAUUCGAAUGCUGUUGGCAAGGAGUUUGAGUAGACUGAGUUUCUUUCCGGAUCCAAGCACGGUUUUUGUUCUUUUAGUUGAUUCCCAAUACGGGGGAGUUGUAAAGGUUGAAGGAGAUGUAAGUAAGCUCAAUUUUGAUGUGAAUAAUGUAUAUGAAUGCGCCGCUGAAUGGGUAAAAAAUCAUUCUAGAAUUUCUGUUUCUCCAAUUUAUAGAAUCUGGAACAAGCUAGGAAAUGCAAACUGGGGAGAUAUUGGUGCUCUACAGGUUUUAUUUGCAACCUUUCACUGUAUUACGCAAUAUGCUGGAAUGCCCAAGUACUCUAUUGAGGAUUUAGCUGCCGAUCAUAGUUCACGUCUCCAAACGAGAAGAAUUGAGAGGCAGUUAGGAGAUACCACCAGAGUGAAUGGAAAUGGCCUAUUUCAUUACCAGCAGCGUAGUGUUUCCCCUGAGAUUGUCGAAGUUCAGGAUGAUUAUGUCAAUGUUGAUUCCAAAGAGUCGAUGAAAUUAGAAGAAGGAUCUUUAUUAUGGCUCGAGGAUUCAGAUGGACAAAAGGGUUAUCAGAUACAAGAAGUAAUCAAUACCGGUGAAUUGACAUACUACAUUGCAUCUUAUGUUGAAGACCCGGGAAUAGAUCUGUUUCUGUAUGUAGGCUCUCAUCCCUCCCAGCUGGAACCGGCAUGGGAAGAUAUGAAUUUAUGGUAUCAGGUCCAGAGGCAAACCAAAGUAUUGACAAUAAUGAAGCAGAAAGGUCUCUCAAGCAAAUAUCUUCCUGAAUUAAUUGCCUUUGGAAGGAUCAUACACCCUGGUCAUUGUCGAAGGCCCAGCUCUGGUGGAAACUGUGACCACCCUUGGUGCGGGACCCCUGUUCUUGUGACCAGUCCAAUUGGUGAAACAGUAGCUGAAAUGGUAGAGUCAGGCCGAUUUGGUUCAGACGAGGCUAUCAAAUGUUGCCAUGAUUGCUUAUCAGCACUCUCAACUGCUACCUCGGCAGGACUACGGCAUGGAGACAUCAGGCCAGAGAAUGUGAUCUGUGUUAGGUCUGGCGUGAGGCACCCUUAUUUUGUUCUAAUUGGGUGGGGCCAUGCAAUUCUUGAAGACAGAGACCGCCCUGCCAUGAAUCUUCAUUUCUCAUCUACUUACGCACUUCAGGAAGGAAAGCUAUGCUCCGCCUCCGAUGCAGAAAGCCUAGUUUAUAUGCUUUAUUAUUCAUGUGGCGGUGUAUUCCCUGAUCUUGAUUCAGUAGAGGGAGCGCUACAAUGGAGAGAGACAUCUUGGUCAAGGAGAUCAAUUCAACAGAAGCUCGGUGAUAUUUCCACAGUGCUGAAAGCUUUUGCUGAUUAUGUCGACAGUCUAUGCGGAACACCAUAUCCCAUGAACUAUGACAUAUGGCUGAGAAGGUUGACGCGAAAUAUUCAGGAAGAUGAUCAUGGAAAGGAGAUUGUUAGCGCAUACUAAGAUUUCCAACUGGGUCCAUUUCCUGAAAUGAAAACUCUAUCUAUCCUCUUAACAUCUUUCUCAUAGCAUUGGUUGGACUUUUGGGGCGAGGAUAAAAAAUCGAAGUCAACAGUUUCGUAUCUGAUGCUCAUGCAUUUGUAUUCAUUGAAGGAUUGUUUUGGGGAAUGGCUGGUGUUUCUAAUCAAAGGAGCAUAUCAAAAUAGCCAAUUCCUUCAUUUUGAGGAGCCAAGACAUGAAUUUUAACAGUUUUCUUUUGAUUUCAUUGUUCUUGAUGAGUUCCUAGUCAAAGUAAGUUUUAUUCAUUACAGCAUUUGUUUGUAAAGAUAAUAGGCCUUCUAGAAUACCCUGAGAGUCGUGCAGUUGCAUGCAUGAUUCAAGACCAUAUAAAUGGUAAGCACAUUGCACAGGGUAUAUAAAUCUUAUUCUGUAAAUGCCUUAUUUUUAGUGUGUUCAUUGUUAGUAUCUA
Vicia villosa (hairy vetch) is the source of this 4108-nucleotide messenger RNA. RefSeq lists its product as uncharacterized. The transcript has 2 exons. Bases 1510 to 3642 code for a protein of 710 amino acids. NCBI's taxonomy places the organism in Eukaryota, Viridiplantae, Streptophyta, Magnoliopsida, Fabales, Fabaceae. The record is from RefSeq and is a predicted model, not a curated record.